GAAGAAACUCUACCAGCUUUACUCCGUAACUAGAGCUAAUCACCGUGACACGUGACACGUGCCACUUAACCCCCCUGCCAGUCGCGAUUGAUAACUAACUUUUUGUGAUAGUGACAUCAUCGUCAUGGGCAGUCGUAACCAGGUCGUCAACAUCCACUAUUCUCGAUUUGCAAACUCUUCGGAGCCCAGACUGGGUAUGUUGAGGGUCGGAUCCUGAGAGCGAUAUAUCUCAUAUUAAAGGACUGCCACUUGUAAUGAGAAGAAGAGUGCGCCAUGGCUCCGCCCGCUCCCAGAGGCUUUUCAAUCCCAGUUGCGCCUACUCGCGGAAACAGGAUGCGCGCUAUAGCAGGGGAAGAAAAAUCGCCAUCUCAUAAGAAACCAAUUACGAGAGUGCAGAGCUGGUCAGCAGAUGCCGACAAGCCUCUGGCUGCUGCUAAUGGCAUAUCAUGCCGGAUACAGCUUGCUGAACCGCAUGUCUAUGUCUAUGGACUCAACCCUGCGAACCGCGAUAUUGCCGCCCUUCAAUUCCCUCCUGCAAUUAUUCGCGGAAAACUUAUACUGAAGGUCGAAAAACCUACGAAACUUAAGGCGGUGACCCUGAACUUUUUUGGGCAACAGCGAACAGAGUGGCCCGAGUCAUUUCCUCCGAAUUAUGUGGAGCACCACGACGAGAAAAGACUCGAAUAUCAGGUCCUGCCAUUUUUCAAUGCUUUACUCCCCAAUGAAGAUGACGGAUACGGGGCGCAGUGCAGUUAUGUUAUUGAAAAUCGUGGGCCGACGACAACAUCACUCAGAAUAGAUCCAGCGCUAUCCGAAGCUCUGACUAAAGUCAUGAACGGAUCUAAGAAAAGACCAGUGUUAACAGCUCGCGAACAGAAGACCCUACAGAAGCGCCUACCGUGUAGCUCCGUUCGUUCUAACAGCUUCGGAAAUGAGCAAUCAUCUAGGGCGCCCACGAGGCGAAUGGGAUCUGCGUCGCAAACGGGAUAUAAGAUAUUCCCCCCAGGAGUAUAUGAAUAUUCCUUUGAGAUUACACUUGAUCAUAGAUGCCCAGAAACCAUGAAUCUGCCCAUGGGCAGUGUACAUUGGAGAUUGGAAUCUCUUGUUGAGCGACACGGGACCUUCAAGACAAACCUGCGUGGCAAACAAGAAGUCCUUGUGGUGAGGGCUCCACAAGUCAACGCUGAAGACCAGUUAUUAGAGCCAAUUGAUUUUACCCAGAACUACGACGAAGUUCUCUGUAACACAUUAAUACAAGGACGUGCAUUUCCGAUUGGAGGCAAGUUGUCAGUCGUCUUCACGUUUACGCCCCUCGAGAAGGUUGAGGUACGUGGAGUCUGGAUUUCUAUCGUCGAAGAUACCAAAUAUUAUUGCCGUGACGGAUUGCACCGUAAGGAAGGUACGAAAAGGGAAGUUAGGGUGUUUGAGAAGCAGGCGGGGCAACCAACCCCAGAAGAAUACGAAAGGGUCGAUGUCAGAUUUUUACAGGGCGGAGAACUUAGUCCCGAGCGAAGGGUACAGGCAAGAGCUCAGGCAGAGUCAUUGCGAAAUCAGGUGUCUAUCGCCACCGGGGUUGCUCCUGAGCCAUUGCCAGAGGCUGGUGACAAUCUUCUCGGAGAUCUCGACCUCGGACUUGAUCAUUUUAUUAGCCAGACCGUGAUGGAGGUUGAUCUUCAACUCCCCACUUGCGAACAAAUGCGCAAAAGCACGUCAAAGAUACUUCAUCCAAGCUCAAGUUUUACAUCUAGCCAUGUCGAGCACUUCGCCAAGUUUUAUCUACGCUUAGCAAGACUCCAAACCGACGAAUCAGGAGUUCCAAGAAAGGUGGAAUUUACUAAAGGGUUUGCUGUUGGCAUCACGAUUUUGUCAUGCUUAGCAACACUUGAUCGUACCACGCUCCCGAUAUAUAGUGACAACUCCAACCCCGGGGCUCCCAGCCAGACCGCCGAGUGUGGCUGCCCGAACGCAAACACUAUUAACAGUUCCUCCUUGGCGACAGCCUCUCGCAACGACCUUUUGACGGGAUUUAGUAACAUUGGCGGUUCAAAUCCCUCUGUUCUACCAUCAUGGCCUGGAGACAAUACAACUCCUCGCAUACGGCCCAUACAGAUGAUGAGAUACCCUAGCUACGCGCCCCCACCAUUCGAUGCCGACCAGCCCCCACCAUCCAUCACUUCCCCACCACCGAACUACGAUAAUGUCGUCGGCACUCCCAGCCAUGAUGGGCUCACAGACUAUUUUUCAAGGAUGGCAAACACGUACGACGAGAGUCAAGGCGAGGAUGAAGACGAGGACGAGGACGAUGCGGAAAGCGAGAGUGACACUGGGAGCGAAAGCAAAAUACGUCGGAAUACUAGCCGCAACGGUCGCGUCUGUAUAUCGAAUCCCAGGUCGCCGGGUCCGCGAGUACGGAGCAACAGUAUGGGGCUCAUGUAUAGGCGGGAGCUGGUUGACGCUAUGCAGGAAACCCAGACGGGAAGCGGAGCUAUUGAGCAGCCUGGGGGGUCCCAGCCUGAAGACAACACAAGCCGAGUUUGAUUGAAAUUACUUUGAUGAUUAGCGUGGCGUCGGGGGCGAUGAUUGUUGGUGUUUUGCAUACUAAGCGUUUGUUUAGCAGCACAGCGAAUGGUUUCUAUUAUGUCUAUCUUUCGGGGAGCAAGGGAGUUGUACUAUCAUUACUAUACCGUAUUGUCAGGAACUGAUGAUACAUAGCGUUUUGUUUUUGUCUUUAUCAUCCCAGCCAGAGGGGGCUGUCUUGGAGUUUGGGAAUGCUACCUCUUAUGCGGAUGACAGUUUUAUAAAUAAUUCAAAUAGAAACCAUUGGCAUCAUACUCAUUAUAUUCUACUGUGAUUGUAACCAAACCCAUUCACAAUUAAAACUCGAGUUGAAUUGUUU
Molecule: messenger RNA, 2896 nt
Organism: Pseudogymnoascus destructans
Lineage: Eukaryota; Fungi; Ascomycota; Leotiomycetes; Thelebolales; Thelebolaceae
Exons: 3
Coding region: 274-2538 (754 amino acids)
Biological process (GO): ubiquitin-dependent endocytosis
Cellular component (GO): cytosol; cytoplasm
Molecular function (GO): protein-macromolecule adaptor activity; ubiquitin protein ligase binding
Source: RefSeq, a predicted model, not a curated record